CAACGCCGUACAUAAAUGCUUUCCCGGUAGCACACGGGAUGUGCUUCGGCAAACCGGAUACGCUUGUUAACUACUCCUUUGGAACAUGUCAACAGAGGAAGCUCUUUCCUCAACACCACCCCCCAAACUUGUUGGGGAACAAGUUUCUCCCUCUUCGAGGAGCGCCCCACAGAGGGCCCGGGCGUUACAUAGCAGAAGAUAUGUAUGGAUUGGCAUACAACCUCUCUAAGAUCCCAACCAGUAUAAAAGGAUAUACUUUUGGUGCCAGGACAGCUGUGAGGUUUAAGACAAUCAACAAGGAUGUGAUGCUUUACCCUGGCAUGUACCAGUCUACAGAUCUUCAGGAGCAUAGACACAAACAAAAUUUUGCUCCAUUUAAUACCUUGUUGCCUCGAUUCAGGACAUACUCAAAGGACACUUAUUAUCCUGGACCUGGCACAUACAACCCAGAGAGGAAGCCCCCCAAGAAAAUCACCUGGCCAAUGAAAUUUGGAUCUCCAGACUGGGCUCAGGUUCCAUGCUUACAGAAAAGAACCCUAAAAGCUGAGCUGUCCACCGACAAGGAGUUCAGAAAGCACCGGAACCGCGUGGCCUACCUUAGCCUGUUUUACAACUGAGGAGCUGUGAUGGCCUUCAGGGCGUCCUCUCGGCCACAGACCCAGGACUCAGGACAGAGUCACCUUUCCCCCCUCACUGC
This is a messenger RNA of Hyaena hyaena (striped hyena), 697 nucleotides long. It is a transcript of the gene CIMAP3, whose product is annotated as primary cilia formation. The transcript is spliced from 6 exons. NCBI's taxonomy places the organism in Eukaryota, Metazoa, Chordata, Mammalia, Carnivora, Hyaenidae. Gene Ontology annotation, cellular component: ciliary basal body. Bases 39 to 617 code for a protein of 192 amino acids. Gene Ontology annotation, biological process: regulation of cell projection organization. Gene Ontology annotation, molecular function: cytoskeletal protein binding. The record is from RefSeq and is a predicted model, not a curated record.